Molecule: messenger RNA, 2349 nt
Organism: Aspergillus bombycis
Lineage: Eukaryota; Fungi; Ascomycota; Eurotiomycetes; Eurotiales; Aspergillaceae
Product: mitochondrial intermediate peptidase
Exons: 2
Coding region: 1-2349 (782 amino acids)
Biological process (GO): peptide metabolic process
Cellular component (GO): mitochondrion
Molecular function (GO): metalloendopeptidase activity
Source: RefSeq, a predicted model, not a curated record
AUGCUGAUGCCGCUCCGGCGUCGGCCAUGGACCUGUCGGGCAUGUCUGCAGCGACUGCAGCAGCCUCGUCGAUCCUUGGAAACAGCCGCGUCGCCAUCCUCCCGAUCGGAUGUAUACGAUUAUGCCCCCACGAACCAUUCCACCCAGAAGAAGACCAAUGACGAAACCCUUCGACGAGUGUUCGAUUCGCAACCGUUCUGGAGAGAGUUCUCGCAACGGAGCGCCACCCAAUCCAAGCCCACCGGAUUGGUUCAGAACCAAUACUUGACCAGCCCCGAUGGAUUUCGCGCCUUUGCCAAUGUCUCGCUGCAGAGAUGUCAAGCGAUCGUCUCCAAAGUCCUCUCUGCAUCCACGCUGGAGGAAUAUCGGGACAUGGCUCGGGAUCUUGACCGGUUGAGUGAUCUGCUCUGCCGAGUGAUCGACCUGUCAGAUUUUAUCAGAGUCAUUCACCCUGACCCGCGCGUGCAGGAGGCGGCUACGCAGGCGUAUGCGCUAAUGUUCGAGUACAUGAAUGUUCUGAAUACCACCACCGGGCUCAACGAUCAGCUGAAGAAGGCUGCCAGCAAUCCGGAUGUGUCUUCGCACUGGACGGAGGAGGAGAAAAUUGUGGCGCAGAUCCUGAUUAAGGAUUUCUCCAAUUCUGCGAUUCACAUGCCACCAAAUGAGAGACAGCGAUUCGUGAACCUUUCGAACGACAUCAGUCAGCUAGGGUCCAACUUUGUUAAUAGCGCGGAGCCCGCUAAAUCGCAGGUGGUAGUAGGCGCCAAUAGUCUUCGGGGCCUGGACCCGAUUCUUAUCCAGCAGAUCAGACGAUGGAAUCGUACUGCGUCUGUUCCGACGACGGGGAUGAUCCCACGGCUGGCGUUGCGGUCCGUUCACGACGAGGGUGUCCGCCGAGAAGUUUAUUUGGCGACCCGAACCUCCAGCUCGCGCCAGCUCCACCGAUUGGAGGAGCUGCUCAGCAAACGGGCGGAGCUUGCCCAGCUGUCGGGCCACCCCAGCUUCGCCCAUAUGACGCUCAGCGAUAAAAUGGCCAAAAGCCCCGAGGCCGUUUCCAACUUUCUGACGGCGUUGGUGGGCAGCAACCGCGAGUAUGUUCAGGAAGAACUGUCCAAGUUGCAGGCGAUGAAAGGAGCGUCCCCAUUGCAGCCGUGGGACCAUGCCUACUAUGUUCACCAACGCGUCCUGCAAUAUUCGCAGUCCCGGCGGUCGCGUGAGCUCAGUGCUGUGCCCGAAUUCUUUUCUUUGGGUACGGUGAUGCAAGGGUUGUCGCGGCUAUUUGACCGCCUUUAUGGUGUCCGGCUCGUGCCGCAGGAGACAGCUGCAGGUGAGACGUGGAACCCAGACGUGCGUCGAUUGGACGUCGUGGACGAAGCCGAGCGCCAUAUUGCAGUGAUCUACUGUGACCUGUUCUCUCGGCCUAACAAACAUCCCAACCCGGCCCAUUUCACCCUGCGAUGCGCUCGGGAGAUCUCCCCCGAGGAAGUGGCGGAGUGUGCCACCAUGGAUCAUUCGGCACAUCCCAACGAUGGGAUGGCCACCGCGGUUGAUCCGCAAUCCAAGACCCUCCGACAGCUGCCGACGAUCGCAUUGGUGUGUGACUUCGCGGAGCCGCCAGCGACCGGCGCGGGGCGGCCGUCGUUGCUCAGCGAACACAGUGUGCGGACGCUAUUCCACGAGAUGGGUCAUGCGCUGCAUUCCAUUUUGGGACAGACUCGCUUGCAGUCCAUUUCCGGGACGCGGUGCGCGACCGAUUUCGCCGAAUUACCGUCGGUUCUCAUGGAGCGGUUUGCUACCGAACCCGCGGUGCUCUCCAUGUACGCCCGCCAUUGGCAGACCGACCAACCGCUGUCCGAGAGUAUGAUGUUGAGCAUGGAGAAGGAUCGCCUGGCCCACGGUUCGAUCUACGGCGCCGUGGAGAACGAGGCCCAGAUCCUCAUGGCGCUGGUGGACCAGGCCUACCACUCGAUCCCGGCCGACAAAGCCGGCCAGAUUGACAGCACGGCAAUCUACCACCAGGUCUCGUCGGCCCACUCGACCCUGCCCGAUCCGACGGACAGCCGGCCGCCCACGUCGUGGCAGGGGUUCUUCGGCCAUCUCUACGGCUACGGCGCGACCUAUUACAGUUAUAUCUUCGAUCGGGCGAUCGCCAACAAGCUCUGGGAGGAUGUCUUCCAGGCCGGUAAGGCGGCUGUGGACCGCGAGGCGGGCGAGCGCUACAAGAACGAAGUGCGUCCGCUGGGGCGCGCCAAUGCCGCCAACGCCAACGGGCGACUGGCGGAAGGCGGCGACGAAGCCAUGCGCGAAGUCGGUCGAUGGGGGUUGGGCCGGGAUGGCGUCUCGGGCUAA